GUCAACCCUGUCAAGUCAAGACCUGUUCUGUGACUUCUGUGUUGGAGACCGUGGUCUAUUAUGGGGCUAUUCUAUGAUUGUUAAUCAUAUUCUACAGUUUUAAUCUUUUAAUUAUCUGCAAGUGUUUGCAAAUACGUAAAAUUAGGUUAAUUCAGUGAUAUAGCGUUAGUUUUAUAAAAACUGCAAAAAAGAGGCGACAAACAACGUUAAAUCUGUUAACAAUGCCUGCCGCCGUGGACAAUAACAAACCCGAUCGUUCGGAACAAAUGUGGAAAGUCUUAAAAGCCCACAUUUUGCGGGAACGAGCACGUAAGAAACAAGAAAGGGAAGCCGAAGUCGAAGAAGAACGUCUUCGUAAAGAGCGAGAAGCCCGGGAGCAACAAGAUGUCAUGACACUGGGCGAAACACGCGAACAAAUCUCACAACUUGAAACGAAGCUACAAAAAUUGAAAGAAGAGAAGCAUCAGUUAUUUUUGCAGCUGAAAAAAGUUUUAAAUGAAGAUGACAACAGAAGGCGGCAAAAAGAAAAUAAUGAUGUUUUAGCAAUACAAGCUCUGCCUGCUGGAAUCGUUCACCAACAGCUGUACAUUUCGCCAACGGUGCCCAGAAAUGCAGCUGUUCCACAACAACAGAACACUUUUAAGACUGCUAUUAAGCGACCUCGCAGUCCUAGCCCACAACCAGCAGUAUCUGUUUCAUCAUAUCAUCAAGGUUAUGGGUAUAAACCAUCACCAGUUGGAACUACAGCAUAUCAGAAUUCUCCACAAAAAGAUGAUGGUAGACGCAGCGAGUUAGUGAGGGCCGUAUUAUGGAACAAGACGCCACAAUAUCCCAGUCAACCAGCUACAUUUUACUCAGUGCCUCCACAAGAUAUAUCCAUGUACUAUCCUAUAGGAUCAAUAGCAUCAAGAGAGCCCACGAGAAAUGUUUAUGAACCUCCUAGACCACAAGCUUAUCACCUUGAGCAGAAAUUACCAGAACAUUACUCAUUAAGAGCCCCAUCAUCACAUACGCAUGUUAUUCAUGGGAGUUCUAUACCCCUUAGUCCAGCUCAACCAGCAGCAAAAACUGGUAGCAUUACCGCUGGUUAUCCUGUAAGGAGUCAGCAGCAGUAUCAACAAUCUCCCCCAGCCUCUUUGUAUACAGCGCAAAAUAGACCAUUAUAUCAAUCACCAAAUACUCCAUUAAACUAUCCCACUAGGGAGUAAACGUGAAUGACAAUUGCGCAAUUUAAUAAAUUUUGUUAGAACUUGUAAUUUAAUUAAUCAUAUUUAUGUUUAUAAAUACUGCAAAAAUGUUGUUAACUAAGUUAACUGUAACAAACAAGAAACACUUUAGUUUUACUGUAUAUUGUGCAACUUUUAAAGUUGUAUAGAUUUACACAAGAUGUUAAGAAAUGUAUGCAAAAUUGCAAAAUGAAAUAAACCCAGUGCAUAUAA
Molecule: messenger RNA, 1439 nt
Organism: Zophobas morio
Lineage: Eukaryota; Metazoa; Arthropoda; Insecta; Coleoptera; Tenebrionidae
Exons: 4
Coding region: 222-1208 (328 amino acids)
Biological process (GO): regulation of transcription by RNA polymerase II
Cellular component (GO): transcription regulator complex
Molecular function (GO): transcription coregulator activity
Source: RefSeq, a predicted model, not a curated record